AUGAGUCAUCAUAAAAAACCUCACAAACCAGAAUUACCUAGAGAUCACCUUUUCAUCACAUCUGAUCAUCAACUCUAUCUUCCAAAAUCUAAUCCUUCAACUCCCUUUUCCAUUUCAUUACCUAGACCAUGGCAAACUAUAGGUCGACAUCCUUUCACUUCUCAACUCGAUAUCAUCCUUCCAAAGCCCGAUUCCUCUUUUUCGAAUGAUUCUGGCGAAUGUCCCUCAAUGACUUCGAAUCCCAUGAUCAAAAAUAUAUCAAAAAUGGACGCAUAUCAACGCUUCACUGGAUUUCAUCUAUCACUUCUCAUGGAACCAGGCGUAGCUCAAACCUACCUCCGAUCUGGUAGUCUGAUCGCCUUAUCGAAAUCCUCAGUUCCUGGUGAUGAUGUUUUUGCUGUCGAUGGAUAUGGGAAAAUCCAUAUGAGACUCAAUCGAUCCACGUACGAGACCCUUGGACUUCCAGGAAGGCCUUCGAAAUUCGGCCCUCGUCGACAGUAUUAUGUGGUUGAGAUCGACAUGCGAGAUCAAACUAUGAGGUCGGGACAGAAAGGUUAUGAUCGGACUCGCGAUCGUCUCAAGUGUUUUCCCAGUAAUGUCUUUAGCGGUUGGAUGAUUCCUGAAGUUACGGUCACAGAACGAAAAUGGGAAGUCAUGAUGGUAUGGGUCAAUGAGAAAGGCGAAUUGAAAGAGAUCGACCUACCUCUCAACCCGACCAUAACCCAAGUCCAUCAAUGUCAUUCUAGUCUUUCACAUACCCGAAACCCUUUUCCAUCUCCUUGGCAUCCGGCGAGGAAUUUCGGAUCUGAAGAUGACCUCUUAGAUCUUUUCGAACACCUAGGAGCUGCAAACUUUUCGACUUCCGACUCAUAUCCAACGGAUUGCCCUAUGACACCUAUAGAGACCAUCUCAGCUGUUGGGUUCUUUCAUCCAAUUAAAGUUUAUCAAUUUACCCUCGAUUUAAUCAACACCUAUCAGUCCUGCUCUAUCACUGGCCACACGGCACCUUUGGCCCCAUUUUCUUUCCUCAAUCGUAAACAAAUGGACCGACCAAAAGAGAUUCCAGCUCCAAACUCUUCGCAGUCUCGAAAGCGUCAAAAGAAUGGCAAAGGCGUUAUGAAAGGUCCUGAACGUGGGAUUGACGCCGGACUGACUAGUUGGACUUUGGUCUGCUUCCCUCCAGACGCUGGCUCACUCGGUCCGUCUGCCACUGAGCCCCUCAGGCCAUGUCCUGAUGAGUCAAUGGAAGACCAGCAUAAUAUUUUAUCAACUGGAUUUAAACGAGCUCAUGACUCUACGCAAGAUCAAAACGACCGAGAAGGGGCCUUGAGCUCAGAAGACCUGUUGAAGAGGAGAUGGGUCCUAUACGAGUCAGUGGGACACAAUGAUACUCAUUGUUGA
This is a messenger RNA of Melampsora larici-populina 98AG31, 1401 nucleotides long. RefSeq lists its product as uncharacterized. The record is from RefSeq and is a predicted model, not a curated record. Gene Ontology annotation, molecular function: ribonuclease MRP activity; ribonuclease P activity. Gene Ontology annotation, cellular component: ribonuclease MRP complex; multimeric ribonuclease P complex. Gene Ontology annotation, biological process: tRNA 5'-leader removal; endonucleolytic cleavage in ITS1 to separate SSU-rRNA from 5.8S rRNA and LSU-rRNA from tricistronic rRNA transcript (SSU-rRNA, 5.8S rRNA, LSU-rRNA); tRNA 3'-end processing. The transcript is spliced from 7 exons. Lineage: Eukaryota; Fungi; Basidiomycota; Pucciniomycetes; Pucciniales; Melampsoraceae. Bases 1 to 1401 code for a protein of 466 amino acids.